UGAAAAGUGCUGCGGACCAAUUACGUCGCGUUUUGUUGAGACGUUCCUAACAACAUUUCUGACAGAUACGAAAGGAGAAGGCCGUAAUCGCAGCCAUGGAGUCCUCUUCAGUGUACAUGUGCUUUCCCUGUUAUCAGGAGUUUCCUACACUAGAGGAAGUGCUUGCACAUCAGAUGACCUGCACUGCAGAGAAUCCACAACUUCUGCCCAAUGAGACGCCUAUCGAGGCUGCAGCUGCCGCCGCUGGUCUGGCACAGGUGGCGAUGCAGGCUGUGUCAGCUCCCCAGAUCCAGACUCAGACAGCUGUUGAUCUGUCUUUUCUGCUAGAACAGAAGAAAACUCUUCAGGCGGAUGCUCCUCGUGUUCUGUAUCAGUGCGCUGACUGUGAGGUUCUCUUUGAUGCUCUGUCACUCUGGCAGCAUCACCGCAAGAUGGGCUGUUGUCUUGAGACGGGACCUGGACCUGGAGGAGAGCAGAGUAGGGAAAGUGUUGAAACGGCAGCCCAACCGGUUCCUACCCAGCCAGAAUAUCAGGACGCUGAGCAAGCACAGAAUGCACAUGAACAGAUGGAGGUGAAAGAAGAGGGAAGGCAGGCUGAAAUGAAGAUGGAGAACACCAGUCAAGUAUUUGUGGCAGUAGGAGAGGUUUCUGAAAGAGUAGCGGCACCUGAUGGUGUACAGAGCAACAGUGUCCCCAAUGAACCUCCGGAGACUUCGGCCACCCAGGAAACUGCACCUGUGGAGUCCUCAGCUGAAGAAAACAGUUCCGCCACAAGGCGCAGGGGGCAGAAAAAGGCUAAGCCCCCCUCCAGCCUGCUCUGCGUGGAGUGCGGGCAAAGCUUCAGCCUGGUUCCAGAGCUUGUGACUCACCGCAAGACUCAGCACGGCUUGAAGGAUGCCAUACACCGCUGCACAGUUUGCGGAGAGGGCUUCCUCAACACCACUCUUUUCCUCUAUCACCGAAAGCAGCACCGCUCAGAGGGGGAGGAUAAACCCAAGCAGGCUCAACCUGCCAUUCCUCAGCUCUCCACAGCCAUGCUGGAGGCCCCAGGUGAGGGACUCUUGCUUUUAGCCACAGCUGGAGAAGGCCAGAGCCUAAUAGAGGUGACCACUCUGGAACAAACCAUAACUGAGACCCCUGUAGCACAUGUGGAGGUUGAGCUGGAGAAUGAUGGAAUGAGAGGAUCUGAGGCUCUCCAGACUGAGCAGGAACCUGCCGUGGAAGGCACAGAGGUUUGUGUGGAGAUGGUGGAGGAGAGUAAUGGAGCAAACCAGGAAGAAGGAAUGGAUGUGGUCGUUGAUAAGAUGGAAGAAGAUGUGGAGAUGGAAAAAAGCACUGUGGUUGAGGAGAUCCAAGGAGAGGUGGAAAGUAGCACAGACAAGGAACCUGUGAAAGCUCCAUCUUUGAGCACAGAAGGACAGAAUUUCCUUUGCCAUCAAUGCGGAUCUGUUUUCACCAGUGACCAGGAGUUGGCUCAGCACCGCAGAACCGAGCACAGCCUGGAGGCGGCGUUGCACACCUGCGCAGAGUGCGGGGCUGAGUUCAUGAGCACCACACAGUUCUUGUACCAUCGGCGGGAGCAUAAGAACGCAGCUGUGGGACAUCCACCCUCUGGUGAAGUGAAAGGCAGGCUGUACCCUACUGCAGCUCCAGCUAUUGUUGUGAAACCCAGAGACAACGUGAACCUUGGACAACCAGCGGCAACAGCAGCAGCAGCUGCAGACGGCGCCAUUGAGGCUCCCGCCAAGCUGAGCCGCGACUGGUCACGCACCGCCCUGCCACACGAGUGCCCACAUUGUGGACAGGGCUUUACGCGGCGCAGCCGUCUGCGUGAGCAUGUGUUCCAGCACACAGGGGAGAAACUCUUUAACUGCAAAAUUUGCAAAAAGAGCUUCCCGUCUCCGGCCAACCUGCUACGUCACAACCUGACCCACGGAGGAUCACGCAUAUUCAACUGUCCCCUCUGUGACAAGCGCUUCUUCCAGCCGACGUCACUCAAACGCCACAUGCUGAUUCACCAGGGGGGUGAAAGCCAGGAACGCAAGGUCAGAGGCAGAGGAAAAGGCAGGGGACAAUCAAGCGAUGGGCGUCUGCACAUCUGCCCAGAGUGCCCAGCCAGCUUCAAGUUCGAGUCCCAGCUGAAGAGUCACAGGGCCUUCAUUACUGGACUUCUCAUAAUGCUCAGUGACACAGGAGUAAAACGCAUUAAUGCUGCAAUUGAAUUGCAUGAUGCAGCCUUUCCUAUUCACGUUCUCUCUGUUUUUCGCUGUUCUCUCAUCCACCAAGAUAAAGAACCAAAGACGUGUCCUAACUGCGGCUCUCAGUUCCUGAAUCAGACAGUGCUGGACACACACCUUCAGCGCUGCACAGGGGAGGAGAUGGGCCGCCGCAAAUAUAAAGGUCAGGGAAGAGGCAAGGUGGGAGGUCAGCUGGAGUGUGACAUGUGCGGCCACCGCUGCGUGACUCAGGAUGCUCUUGACCUGCAUCGCCUCUCCCACACGGGUCAGACACCCCUGCGGUGCCCGCUCACCCCCUGCAGACGCCGCUUCGCCUCCAGUGCUGCUCUAGGGGAGCAUCUUGUGGCCCACUGCUGUGGAGCAUUAGGCAAACGAAACGCCCUACGCCGAUUCACCUGUGAGUUCUGCGGGAAGGAGUUUGCCUACGCAUCCACCUUCACCGUUCACAUGAGGACACACACCAACGAGAGACCCUUUGAGUGCACUUAUUGUGGGAAGCGUUUCCGGCAGCUUCCGCACCUGCAGGAUCACGAGCGCAUUCAUAGCGGCGAGCGGCCGUUCACAUGCUGGGUGUGCGGUAAAAGCUUCAGCGUAGCAGCAAGGCUAACGGAGCACGCCCGUGUGCAUAGCGGCGAACGGCCGUACAUCUGCCCUCGGUGUCCCACCGCCUUCCGCUCACGACCCAACCUCGACAAACACAUGCGUCUGCACGCCAACGACCCCGUGGAUCCUUCCGCACAGAACACGGAUGAUGAUGCAGCAGUGCAGACCAUCCUCUUAGUACAAGAGUCUGCUUCAUCUUCACCAUCCUCCUCCUCAUCCGCCGUGCCUGUGGUCCAGGAGGGCAUGCUGGUGGCAGAGGAAGGCAGCUCCUCUGUGGUCUUCCUGCACCCCAGCCUUACCAUGCCCACCAUCACUGUGCCAACUAUCUCCGUUCCCUCUAUAAAUGUUCCCAACAUCUCUGUAGUGGCAGGUCAGGAUGUGCCUCACACUAUUGAGGUUAUCUUAGAGGAGACUGUGUAAAAACAUAAUCAGAAGAAUGCAAAGGGAACAUGGGGUGGGGGUUGAACAUUAUAAUUAUUAUUAUUUUUAUUU
Sinocyclocheilus anshuiensis is the source of this 3332-nucleotide messenger RNA. RefSeq names its product zinc finger protein 574-like. The transcript has 8 exons. Gene Ontology annotation, biological process: regulation of transcription by RNA polymerase II. Gene Ontology annotation, molecular function: RNA polymerase II cis-regulatory region sequence-specific DNA binding; DNA-binding transcription activator activity, RNA polymerase II-specific. Lineage: Eukaryota; Metazoa; Chordata; Actinopteri; Cypriniformes; Cyprinidae. The coding region runs from base 96 to 3260 and encodes 1054 amino acids. Gene Ontology annotation, cellular component: nucleus. The record is from RefSeq and is a predicted model, not a curated record.